Drosophila navojoa is the source of this 5914-nucleotide messenger RNA. It is a transcript of the gene unc-13, whose product is annotated as protein unc13 homolog. Gene Ontology annotation, biological process: synaptic vesicle priming; presynaptic dense core vesicle exocytosis; synaptic transmission, glutamatergic. The record is from RefSeq and is a predicted model, not a curated record. NCBI's taxonomy places the organism in Eukaryota, Metazoa, Arthropoda, Insecta, Diptera, Drosophilidae. Gene Ontology annotation, molecular function: calcium ion binding; diacylglycerol binding; phospholipid binding. Gene Ontology annotation, cellular component: neuromuscular junction; presynaptic membrane; presynaptic active zone cytoplasmic component.
UGUCAUCAACAAAAACAGCAACAAAUACGCCGAUGUCAUUUAAGCCUUCAUCAGUUGCAAAAGCCGACUUGCUGCUGCAGUCAUCAUUCGCGAUGCCAGUCAAAAGCAACAGCAGCACCAAUAUAUCUGUCAUUGAAGAAGUCGAGGCUAAAGCGGAACCCUACAGCGUGGCUGCAAAUGCAUUGCACAGUCAAUUUAAAAUCAAGCAACAAUUGAAGCAGCAACAACUAGAUGCAGCAAAGGUAAAAGAGCUGCAAAUUCAUCGAGAACACCAUCAUCAGCAGCCUCAGCAGUCCCAGCAACAUAAGCAGCACCAGCAACAGCAAUCACAAUCGAGUUUGUUUAGCGACAAUCUGUCCAUGUCAAUGUCCAGAUCGAAUCUGAAUAAUGGUAGCAUGGCAUCGAUCAGUAGCGAGCAACAACUAUGUCAGCUCUACAAUUCGCAACAGCAUUCCGAUUAUAUCAUCUCAGACUAUAUGGAUAAGAUCGCAACACGAAUUAGUUUGUUAGAGACAGAGCUGAAGUUUGCAUGGCGGGCUCUUGAUUUGCUCUCAAACGAGUAUGGCAAAAUAUGGACCAGAUUGGAGAAAUUGGAAAACAUAUCUGUAGAACAGCAAUCGGUAGUUGGAAAUUUAAUGGGUCUCAUUCAAACGAAGCAGCAAGAAGAACAGCAGCUGCCGAAUUCGGAAAUUCCAUUUGCAGCAUUUUUAGCAGGAGGUCAACUGUUGCCCAUGGAAUUGGAAUUGGAUGAAAAUAUGGAUAUAUUGAAUGAAUCAAAGAUAGAAAAGUCCAACUUUCGUCAUAUCUUGGAGGAAUUGAAAGCGAAUCAUGAUGAUCUGUAUUUAGACGAAGUCGGCACCCAUGCCUUAGAUAUGGAUAAUAACAGUGAAAACCACUAUCUGCAAGUUAAUAAAACAGACCACCAACAGAAGGAUCAGCAGCAGCAGCAGCAAAAGCAGCUGCAGCGGGAUGAAUGCGAUUGGUUAGCAAAUAUAGCUGAUGUGAAUCAGAGCGGCACUCGAGCUAGCUCCCGAGCAAAACUUUACUCCGAAUCGGAUCUGUUGAUGUACGAACAGCAACAGAUAAUGGCCAACAAUGCCAGAGCCGAAUUAUUGCAGGAAUUUCUGAACGGACAAAGAGUUCUGGAACAAGUAGCUGCAUCUGCAUCAACAUCAGUGUCGGCAUCAACUGGCGGUAGUCUGCGUAAUAUACAAUGUCUUAAAAGAUCAUCUCAGGAAAUGUUAGCUGAUACGUCGUCUGAACUUGACCAGCUCGUUGAUGAGGUGAAGUUUUUUCGUUCAACAGCCGUUAAAUCCGGCCAGGGUGGAAACGAGAUAGUACCCAUAGAAGACCCUGGAGGUACGACACUCGAUUGUGAGAUAAAUGAAAAUUUUUACAAGAAUUUAAAUGAAGCAUAUCGCUACAACGAUAUGACUACUGAAAUAGGCAAUGUGGAACGAUUACUACAGCAGUCCGAAAUAGCUCACGACUCAUUGAUUAAUGGACAAUUACCCGUUUCGCUUAUGCUAGCCGAGACUUCUGUGAAUUUUAGUAAAGAAGCAACGGAGCAAACGGCAUUUAAAGGUAAAGAAUUGCGAAAACAUCGAAAAAAGAAACAUCACAAGAACGAAAUGGAUAUGAUAAACAAUUUGAAACAUAUUCUGGCCCAAGCAUCUAAUACAGAUAAAACACCUGAUUCAAAUGCAACUAACACCCAGUUGAAUUUGUCAUCAGUUCCAGACUCUGGAAGCACGACAAUUUUUUCAAGUUCGGAAGAUAGGAGUGAAGAAAGUGUUGCUGUACUAGAUGCCAUGACUGAAGUUAUAAUAAGGGAAAUAAAUAAAAUAAGCGAUCUGCAAUCAUUAUCGGGAUCUCAAAUACUUAAACUGAGGCAGACAAUCAGAGCUGAGCAAACUUUCUUUGAGAAACUGAAUCAAGUGGAUAAGCAUCUAGCGUUACUUCUCUUAAAUCCUGUCACCAUAGCCGAAGAACUGAGACGUUUGCGGGUUAUUGAGGUUGAUCAAAAAUUUGAGCUAGUAAUGAAAAAAUUCGAGAAAAAUAUCGAUACCUUAAAGAAACUAGUUGGAAAUUCGUUUGAGCAAUAUAAAAUAAACAAAACGACACAAUUAAAUUCCAAUUCCGUUCUCGAUUCCGAAUACAAUUCAAAAACAAACAUAAUUAAAGCUGGAUCCGAUUCAAAGACUGCAACUUCUUCAAAUGAUUAUAGCGCCCAUUUGAUACGUAAUAAUUCUGAUUUGGAUGAACAAUUAAAGUUAUUAGAAACCCAAGAAAUCGAAAUAAAUCGUAAGCAAAAUAUUGAUAAAAUUACAAAAAAUAGGGAGUUAGAACUGGAAGUGGUCAAGAGCGGAGAACCCUUAUUGUCGAGCCCGAGUCCAAGGGAUCAGCAACGGAAGAGUUUCAGUUUUGCUGAGCAGUCUUUAACAAACAUUUACAAUCAAGAUGAAUAUAUAAGGUCAUUAAAAAAAAGUCUUGAAAAACAUAAUAAUAUGCUGUUCCUGUUACAUUUACAAAAUCCCGAUAAGCACAAAGACGCCGCUAUUACCGAUUUGGACGAUAUAUUGUUAGACGUAAGCGGUUCAAGUCCUCCACCGCCAGCACCCAAUGAUAUUGUAUCCGACAAUUUAUUGGACAUACCUGGUGCUAAUAAAUUUGCCCAACACAUUCUUAAGCCACAACAGCAGCCGCUGCAUCAACACCCACAACUACGAGCUAAAUCUGACUCUGGAUUGACGUCUAUGAGUGGCUGGUCACCGAAUUCGAAUGAGAAUACCAGCUUUAGCAAACGCAAUGAUAUGACUGUUGAAAUGAUACAUAUGAUGAAAGAGCUACAGACAAGUGGCGACCUCAAGUUAAAUAAAUUGCAUAAAGUAAAUAAUAUUAAUGCGGACUCCAAUAUCGAUAUCAAUAUGUAUCACCAGUUAAAAUCGGAUAACGAUUAUGUGUUUAGCGAGGAGAACCUUAACUAUAUACAUGAGCUAUCUAAAAAUAUACCAAUUUGCUCAGCAUAUGAAAAUAAAUCAAUGUUUUCCGAGUCGAAUCCAAAUCAGAAUGCUAAUGAACCAAUUUCAACAAUUGAUGAAAUUCUCAAAUGGGAUCAACGGAAGCUUCAGCCGAACAACAAAACAACUCAACUAUUUUCGGAUAACAACAAUCUGAAUGUGAGUACAAAAAGUGUAAGCCACUUCAUAAUGCCUGAUAUUUUGAAAAACGAAUUGUCGCACGACAUGGAAGGAUUGGUGACAUCAACUAAUGGCUAUAUGGAAACGGAUAUUGAUCAAACACCUCAACGCCACGCUCUAGCGGAUCGUCUCGUUUAUUAUCCCACGUUCAAUGGCAUUGCCGACUAUAACAGCACCAAUAAUCUGGGUUAUUUGGAACUUUGUCAUCAGUCGAAUAAUCAUCAUCAUUCAUCAUCAUCGUCGUCAUCACUGCAAAACAGUCAACAUAAACCGCCAGGUUCAAAAAAGCCGGUAGACUCACAACCGCGAUCAUGUCAAUCGUAUGGUAAAGCCAUCGAAUCGAAGCAUCCUAAAGUUUGGAAUAAGUUGUCUAAUCUGUUGCCGGACAAUCUGAAGCUAAAGCGUUAUACGAGAUGCAAACGCUCUCAGUCGCUGCCUGGUGGCAACGCCGCUAUUGGUCCGCAACACUCUCAAAUGCUGGUUCGUGGUCAGGCUGGUUCGUAUCCGUUUGCCACAGGGACUGCCUCUGCCAUUGGCACCUUGAGUGCAUCAAUUGAUCCAAUUGGAAGUCAACGUGAAGACCUAACAAUGCGUAUUAAAAAAUUACCAAUGCGUAUCAUGCAACGAGCAAGUGAUUCUACUGCCGUUUUAGCUACUAGGCAAAAGAAACCACGUUCAUUCUCUAAUAAAAUGAAUAGGAUAAUGCAGAAGGCGAAAUCAUAUAAACGGCACAGCUUUAACCUGCGCCACGGAUCUAGCAUUUCAGAUACCGAAUUGGACAACACUAUUUUUACAGCUUCAGAGGAGGAGUCGACUAAUAGUGAAAUUGAGACCACAAGACACAAGAACAAUAAUUAUGAUUACAAUGAUGUUGAUGAUGACGAUGGUGAUGAUGAUGAUUGGGGACAUCAGCACGAUUGGCAUAGCUCAAUUCCCACCGGAAAUGGGCAGUCUAAUUCUUAUAUUGAGAAUAGCAAUACGAACGCUCGUGCUAAACAAGAAAUGAAUCUGUUUGCUGUUGUUGGAGACCUAAAAAGAAAUUCUCUUAUAGCGCCCGAUGAGCAGAAGUGCCAGAGCUUGGAAAUCUUUGAGCGACAGCAUGAAGAAAUCCUGCCGGAGAACAAGGUAGAUGUCACUGCUCAACCAAUGAUUACCUCAAGAGAUAACGAUGGAGUUGAUGCUGUUGCAUCUGCUUCUUCUUCAGCUACAUCAGCUAUUGCCUUAAAUUCGGCUGAUGUCAGCGCAGUGUCUAUCAUAGAUAUUGCUUCAACUUCUCCCUUGGAUAUUGCUGUAGUUACUGCUUCGAAGGUCAUCAGUGAUUGCUCACAAGCUGUGUAUGAGCCUAAAAAAUUUAAUGUUCCCUCACUCAUGGUGGCAAUGACGUCGUCGGACAUUAGCGAACCACAAUUAACUGAACAAGAUUAUAAUCAUCAACAUCAAUAUCAGCAUCAGCAUCAUCAUGUGCAGUCGUUAGACAUACCUAACAGUCCUUACUAUGUCUCAUCGAGGGAGGAUGAUGACAAUCGUAGUCAACAUUCCGGGCGCACGUUGUCCUCAUCACGUCGCCAGAGCACGGAGGAUAGCAUUGACACAGAUGACGAAUACUUUUGCUAUGAGCUGCGACAUUUGGAAGAGCUCGAAGCUGAAGCCUUGGCAAAAGCUGACGCCGAGCAAAAUAGCUACGCGCAGCAUUCAGACAAUGAAGUGCUCUUCACACAGAUUGGUCAGUUGGUGUUGAGGGACAGCGUUUAUUGUACAGAAAGUACAGAAAGUUACUACGUCCCAGAUGAGACAGUUAAGCACAAGAUGUCUGAGGUUUUGAACGAACUAAGAUGCGUUGUUCAACUGAAACCGGAGGAUACAGAUGGUCGCCCUCCAAAAUCAGAUGACUCCGAAUUAUUGGGCAAACAGAAGCAAAAAAACUUAGUUCAAGUGUCAGAUAUGCAUAAAGCUUGGCAGGACGUUAAUAAUGAAUAUCAACUGCCUAGCAGCUCCAACUCACAAGAGACUACAAUAGGAACAUUAGCAUUAGUAGAAACACAAGUAAGCACACAAGUCAACAAAAAGAAACGUCGAAAAGGCGACAGGUCAAAAGUUACUAAUCAAAGACAGGACGAGUUGCAAUCGGACUCAAGUUCAUCUUACUCAUCAAGCGACAAUGAGCAUGAGUACGAGCAUAAGCAAAAGCAUAGAUCAUACCUUAUUCCCACUCCACUUCAGCUAAACGAUGAACAACCAAUUGAGUCAUCUAGUGCCACAUCUGGUCCGGAUACGCCAGCAGCUCAAAGUGAUGAAAUGGAUGACAAUUUGGUUGAAAAUGGUGCCGAUCUAGAUAUUGUUCAGAAGACUAAUGCAGAAAAAGAAGCACCUGCAUCAGCAGUUUUGCCAGAAGAGAGCUCCGAGCUAAUCGACAUACAUAAUAGCGCAGUGAAUGUAGCGAAAUCAGAGGAGAGUAGUGUGCCAGUCGCCGAUUCGACAUCAAUGUUCAAUGCGUCGUCAUUUAAGCUUAUUAGUUUAGACUCAAGUGUCGAGGGGUCUCAGGUGGCUACCCCAAACAGCGCUAGCGCCAACUUGGGCACAAGCAAAUGGAAAUUGUUGAAAACUUUGAAAGAGCGUAAAAUCGAGGAGAGAAACAAUCUGGAUAAAAUGAAGGAAGAAGAAAUCGCUAAAGACAAGCAGAAGGUACAACUUGAAUAUAUAUAUAUAUAUAUAUA